UCGUCGUCAUUUCGUAUUACGCCGGUCGAGAGUACAGCUGUUUUGCUAUAAGCAAAUACAUACAAUGUUCAGAAAUGUACAAAUAUAAAUUUUGACGCGUGAAUUUUCGUUGUUUUUUUUUUUGUGUAAUACUUCGUGCAAAGUUAAAUAUUUUAGAAAUUUUUGUAAAUAGGUUAAUAAAUAUUGCUCUGCAAUCUUAUGUAAAAGUGUUAUUGUAUUAGUUCCUAACUUGUGCACCCAAACGUUUUCGAAUACUUCGUUAUCAGUAGUACUGACAUUAAAAACUCACACCAUGCGGCUACCAACGCUCAGUGCAUUCUCGGCUUUUCGCCAAACACUAGUCCAACAAGUUCAAAACACAAACGGUGGCGGGGCAUCUCUUCUACUGCAACAAUAUCGACUGAAGCAUAGUGGCUCCAAUAGAAUGGUUUCCCCAGCGCCCUUCACAAAAGAUUUCUUCUUCCGCCAGCUCUUCGACGAGGCCACCUGGACCUACAGUUAUCUCCUCGCCGAUUUGAACACAAAAGAAGCGGUCAUUAUUGAUCCAGUGUUGGAAAAGGCGAAACGUGAUGCAAAUCUUGUUAAGGAGCUGGGUUUUACGCUUAAAUAUGCAAUGAACACCCACAUGCAUGCAGAUCAUAUCACCGGCACCGCUUGGCUCAAGCAAUUGUUACCCGGCAGCAAAUCGGUGAUUGCCAAAGCGAGUGGUGCCAAGGCCGACAUCCACCUGGACGAAG
Molecule: messenger RNA, 737 nt
Organism: Rhagoletis zephyria (snowberry fruit fly)
Lineage: Eukaryota; Metazoa; Arthropoda; Insecta; Diptera; Tephritidae
Product: persulfide dioxygenase ETHE1, mitochondrial-like
Biological process (GO): hydrogen sulfide metabolic process; glutathione metabolic process
Cellular component (GO): mitochondrion
Molecular function (GO): sulfur dioxygenase activity
Source: RefSeq, a predicted model, not a curated record